This is a messenger RNA of Mercenaria mercenaria, 1029 nucleotides long. RefSeq lists its product as uncharacterized. The transcript has 2 exons. The record is from RefSeq and is a predicted model, not a curated record. NCBI's taxonomy places the organism in Eukaryota, Metazoa, Mollusca, Bivalvia, Venerida, Veneridae. Bases 316 to 1029 code for a protein of 237 amino acids. Gene Ontology annotation, molecular function: protein binding.
UUGAUUUUUAGAUAUUUGUGCUUUGUAGUUUUUCUACACACAGUUAGCAGCGAAGUGGUUGAUGAUGUGGUGUUUGACCUUGUCUCGCGUCGGCUAGAUCAUAUUUCUGUAACAUUAUCUAGAAUUGCAAGGAAACAAAAAGUUCUAGAAACACGCAUUAAUGACAGUGCUGCUGUCAGAAAUGAUGACUGUUGCAAGGAAUCGCAAAAGGAAGAAGUAACUGAUUUAGAUUUCAUAAAAGGCUGGCUGGGGGAUUAGCUCGCUGCCAUUAAACGGGCAAUUUCAUCCGAAAAAGAGUAUGUCCGAAAUUUAGAAAUGAAAAUUGAGACUAACGCUGCUGGUCAGACCACACCAAUCGGUCUUAAAAGUAGAGUGGAAGUAGUGGAGAAGGAAGUAACCAACAAGGCGAUGUCCAGCGCGUUGAAAAGCAAAAUAGAAUCGGUGGAAAAGGGCUUGCAUUCAGUUGAAACAAUGCCAAGCAGCCUACAGAACAGAGUUGACUCGCUGGAAAAGAAACUAGGUUCAGUAGAAACAACUUCAGAUGAUAUCGAAAGCAGAGUGGAUUCUAUGGAAUCAAGCAUCUCCUCUUUGGUACUGGCAUCAGCCAGGAAGGUCAGUUUUUCUGCGCAAUUAAGACCAGAAGGAGCAAAUGCCGUAGUCUUGAUGAAAGAAAGAAUUAUAACCUGCAACCACGUGUUUUACAAUGACGGCUCAGGAUAUAAUGAAACAAGGGGUGUAUUCACCGUUCCUGUAUCUGGUGUCUACCAGUUUAUCUUCUUCGUCGAGGGUGCGCAGAACGACGAUGACUUCAGUUGUUCGACAGCAGCCGAUGCAUUAUAUGUUGACGGUAAGGCACAAACGGCUGCCGUUGCUGAACCAAUGCAUGUACAGCAAAACACGCAAGCUGGCAACGCUUAUAUCAGUUAUUUCAGAAAAGGACAGAAAGUGGUGAUAGGGACGGGAAGCAGUUGUGACAAGUACACUAUCUUUGCUUACAGAACAACAUUUAGUGGUGUUCUGCUGAACUAA